Molecule: messenger RNA, 225 nt
Organism: Geodia barretti
Lineage: Eukaryota; Metazoa; Porifera; Demospongiae; Tetractinellida; Geodiidae
Source: the annotation of a GenBank genome assembly
AUGUACGGUAUCGACCGAAAACGGGCCAUCCGCAUCGUGGCGGCGUCGCUGACGUCGGGAACAUAUAACGGGCGUGGCAGCGACCAUUCCGCCUUCAGUCCCUACCGAACUGAGCCAGCGGCGCUGCAGGCGUACGAGAUGUCGGGCAUUGGCCCGGAGGACAUAGACCUGGUGCAGGUUCACGACGCGGCCACCAUCGGCGAACUGCAGCAGAUUGAAGCCUGA